AUGGGCGAACGAGGCUCCAAGUCGAAGCGCCAUGAGAUAGGAGCCACCACGUCGUCGCAAUGCCAUGGUAGAGAAGCCACACGUCAUCCCAGGGCCACGAGAGAGAGGCUACACGUCGUCCCAGUGCCACGAGAGAGAGGCCACACGUCGUCCCAGUGCCACAAGAGAGAGGCCACACGUCGUCCCAGUGCCACGAGAGAGAGGCCAGCCGUCGUCCCAGUGCCGCGAGAGAGAGGCCACACGUCGUCCCAGUGCCACGAGAGAGAGGCCACAAGUCGUCCCAGUGCCACGAGAGAGAGGCCACACGUCGUCCCAGUGCCACGAGAGAGAGGCCACACGUCGUCCGAGGGCCACGAGAGAGAGGCCAGCCGUCGUCCCAGUGCCGCGAGAGAGAGGCCACACGUCGUCCCAGUGCCACGAGAGAGAGGCCACAAGUCGUCCCAGUGCCACGAGAGAGAGGCCACACGUCGUCCCAGUGCCACGAGAGAGAGGCCACACGUCGUCCCAGUGCCACGAGAGAGAGGCCAGCCGUCGUCCCAGUGCCGCGAGAGAGAGGCCACACGUCGUCCCAGUGCCACGAGAGAGAGGCCACAAGUCGUCCCAGUGCCACGAGAGAGAGGCCACACGUCGUCCCAGUGCCACGAGAGAGAGGCCACACGUCGUCCGAGGGCCACGAGAGAGAGGCCAGCCGUCGUCCCAGCCUGGCCCGGCCUCCCGCGGCGGCCGCAAUGUUCGUCAGUCCCACCUCCGCCGCGCGAGGACAUGGCGCCGAGGUUCAUCUGCUGUAAUUCGGGAACUAUUCCAAACAGCCCGACACAAUAA
Penaeus chinensis is the source of this 822-nucleotide messenger RNA. RefSeq names its product serine/arginine repetitive matrix protein 1-like. Lineage: Eukaryota; Metazoa; Arthropoda; Malacostraca; Decapoda; Penaeidae. The transcript has a single exon. Bases 1 to 822 code for a protein of 273 amino acids. The record is from RefSeq and is a predicted model, not a curated record.